Messenger RNA from Aphidius gifuensis, 1533 nucleotides. RefSeq names its product iodotyrosine deiodinase 1 (gene Iyd). Gene Ontology annotation, molecular function: oxidoreductase activity. NCBI's taxonomy places the organism in Eukaryota, Metazoa, Arthropoda, Insecta, Hymenoptera, Braconidae. The record is from RefSeq and is a predicted model, not a curated record. The coding region runs from base 227 to 1087 and encodes 286 amino acids. The transcript has 3 exons.
CGAGGCUUUGAUAUUUUUUAAUCAUUAUCUCACACUGAUUACAUACUCAGAAAGAGAAGGGAAAAAUGUAAAAAAAAACUUCAAAUAUCACAUUGAAUUACGAAAGAUAAAAUUCCUUAUAUUUCAUUUGAUUUUGCAGCUAGUUCAUCUCAGUGAGUCUCCAUAAAACCAUCAAAUUUAAAAUACAUAAACAAUCUCAAAAAAAAAAACCUCUAAAUUUACAAUAAUGAUUUCUGAAUAUUUUCCAUUUUUAAGUAAAUAUUGGCAUUACGUAAUAACAAGUAUAGUUUUAUUUUUUUUAACAAUAUUACUAAUCGAAAAAAGAAAAACAAAAAAAAUUAUAAAAAAAAAUAUUGACGAUAUAAAUUUUCAUAAUUCAAUUGACAAUGAUGACUGCGAUGAACAACCAGCAUUAUCAAAAAAUUUAGAACACAUUCCUUUUGAAUAUUCUCGUCCAAGUGAAGAAAAUUUACUAAAACGUGCUCGUGAAUUUUAUGACAUAACAAAUGCAAGACGUACCAUAAGAUUUUUCAGCAAAGAUAAAGUUCCAAAAAAUAUAAUACGAGAAAUAAUUCGUUCUGCUGGCACAGCUCCAUCAGGUGCACACACUGAACCAUGGACAUUUGUUGUUGUAUCAAAUAAAAAUAUAAAAAUGAAUAUUAGAAAAAUCAUUGAAACUGAAGAAGAAAUUAAUUAUAAAAAACGUAUGGGAAAAAAAUGGACAACUGAUUUGAUGCCAUUAAAAACAAAUUGGAUUAAAGAAUAUUUAACAGAUGCACCAUAUUUGAUUAUUGUUUUUAAACAAGUAUAUGGUUUGUUACCUGAUGGAAAAAAGAAAAUACAUUAUUACAAUGAAAUGAGUGUAUCAAUUGCAUGUGGAAUUUUAUUAACAGCUAUUCAGUAUGCUGGACUUGUGACACUUACAUCAACACCGCUAAAUUGUGGUCCAGCAUUAAAAAAACUUCUUGAAAGACCAGACAAUGAAAAACUUGCUAUACUUUUGCCAGUUGGUUAUCCAGCUGUUGAUGCAACUGUUCCAAAACUUGAAAGAAAAUCUCUCGAUGAAAUAUUAGUCGAAUUUGACUAAAAAAAAAAACAUAUAUUACUUUUUUUUAUAAAAAAAAUUCCCAUAUUAGAAAUUAAUAUUUAUUAGCAAUUUUCGUACAAUUAUUAUUCAAAAUAAAAUGUAUUUAAAAAAAAAAAAAGAAAACAUUCAUUUUAAUUUUAUCAACAGAAAAAAAUUGUUUAGAAAAAAUUUAGUAUUCGCUUAUGGUGAUUAUUUAUUUUCAUUUUUUUUUUUUUUUUUUAUUUAUAGGCAAUUCUAUGUGGUUUUUCCAUUAGCCUUAGUUUUUUUUAAAUUUAUUUUUUUUCAUUAUUGUUUAUUCGAGCAUUAACCACAACGAAUAAAAUUAAGUACACUCCAUGUAUAAAAUAUAAAAAUACUGCCUUGAAAAAUAAUUAUAAACAAAAAAAUGAAAAUAAAAAUUUGAUAUUAUUUUUUAAAUCAAACGUAUAGUGGUUUUUUUUUUUUUG